Necator americanus (New World hookworm) is the source of this 243-nucleotide messenger RNA. RefSeq lists its product as uncharacterized. The record is from RefSeq and is a predicted model, not a curated record. Bases 1 to 243 code for a protein of 80 amino acids. The transcript has a single exon. NCBI's taxonomy places the organism in Eukaryota, Metazoa, Nematoda, Chromadorea, Rhabditida, Ancylostomatidae.
AUGCUGGUGUCAUACAUUGUUAAUCGGUUCUGUAUGUAUAUUGCUUUCUUCUACCUCUGUAGAAUUGUUAUAGCUACUAAUUGGUAUUUUCCUAAGUUUUCAGUUGUUUUCCAAGAUAGAAGAAUGUCAAGCAUUCAACCAGGCAAUAAGGAUAAUACUUAUGAAUAUUGUGCUUGUUGUUGUGUAUCCAAACCAAGUAAUAAAUCAUCGGUAUCCAUGUACUCGUCGAUGUCAGACGCAUAG